UUUCGGUCGUCUACGGUUGGCCUGUCUUUGGCUCAGCUACUCUGCAGCAUCUGUCCAGCGUCUUGUUUCUCCGGGCCGCUUUAACGUCGAAAAUGGCCCUUCACGUCCCCAAGGCCCCGGGCUUUGCCCAAAUGUUAAAGGACGGCGCGAAGCAUUAUUCCGGUCUAGAAGAAGCAGUUUUUAGAAAUAUCCAGGCAUGCAAAGAACUGGCACAGACCACAAGAACUGCGUAUGGUCCAAAUGGCAUGAACAAAAUGGUCAUCAACCAUGUGGAGAAGCUCUUUGUUACCAAUGAUGCUGCUACCAUUCUGCGAGAGCUUGAGGUGCAGCACCCAGCUGCUAAGAUGAUUGUGAUGGCAUCCCAUAUGCAGGAACAGGAGGUUGGGGAUGGCACUAACUUUGUCCUGGUGUUUGCUGGCGCCCUUCUGGAGCUGGCAGAGGAGCUGCUCCGAAUGGGGCUCUCUGUAUCAGAGGUCAUUGAGGGCUAUGAGAUGGCUUGCAGGAAGGCUCUGGAGAUUCUGCCGGAGCUCGUCUGCUCCUCCGCUAAGAACCUGCACGACCUGACCGAGGUCACGGCCUUGAUCCGGACGGCUGUGAUGAGCAAACAGUAUGGAAAUGAGGACUUCCUUGCCGACCUCAUUGCACAAGCUUGUGUUUCCAUCUUCCCCGAGUCUGGCAACUUCAAUGUUGAUAAUGUCCGUGUAUGUAAGAUUUUGGGUUGUGGUCUGAAUGCUUCAUCAAUGCUGCAUGGAAUGGUUUUCAAGAAAGAGGCAGAAGGAGACAUCACAACAGUUAAAGACGCUAAGAUCGUUGUAUUUUCCUGUCCAUUUGACUGCAUGGUUACUGAGACCAAGGGCACGGUGUUGAUAAAGAAUGCGGAGGAGCUGAUGACCUUCAGCAAAGGAGAGGAGGACCUGAUGGAGGCCCAGGUGAAGGCCAUCGCUGAAGCUGGCGCCAACGUGGUGGUGACCGGGGGCAAGGUGGCAGACAUGGCCUUGCACUACGCCAACAAGUACCAGCUCAUGGUAGUCCGCCUCAACUCCAAAUGGGACCUUAGAAGGUUAUGUAAAACUGUCGGUGCUGUAGCUUUGCCCAGAAUGACCAUCCCCACCCCCGAUGAGAUGGGUCACUGUGACAGCGUGUACCUGACGGAGGUCGGAGACACCCAGGUUGUGGUGUUCAAACAUGACAAAGAGGAUGGUGCCAUCUCUACACUGGUAAUUCGAGGUUCCACAGACAACCUGAUGGAUGAUAUUGAACGAGCUAUUGACGAUGGGGUGAACACCUUUAAGGUCCUUGUCAGGGACAAGAGAUUGUGCCCAGGCGCUGGCGCUACUGAAAUUGAGCUGGCUAAGCAGAUUAUGUCCUAUGGAGAGUCGUGCCCAGGUCUGGAGCAGUACUCCAUCAAGAAGUUUGCUGAGGCUUUUGAGGCUGUGCCGCGUGCCUUGGCCGAGAACUCUGGUGUGAAGGGCAACGAACUGAUCUCCAAGCUGUAUGCAGUUCACCACGAGGGCAACAAAAGCAUGGGCUUUGAUAUUGAGGGUGAAGGGCCUGCUGUGAAAGACAUGCUUGAGGCUGCCAUUUUGGACCCUUACCUGGUCAAACACUGGGGCAUCAAACUGGCCACCAAUGCAGCCAUCACUGUCCUCAGGGUCGAUCAGAUCAUUAUGGCGAAGCCAGCAGGGGGGCCUAAAGCUCCCAAACAGCAAGGCCAUUGGGACAAGGAUGGAUGGGAGGAGGAGCCUGAUAAAUUUGACACACACCAUUGAUAAGAAACUCCCUGAAAUGGGACAGAUCAUCAUGGCCAAGCCAGCAGGAGGACCCAAAGCUCCACAAGAGAAAAAAGACUGGGAUCAGGAUGAUUGAGGCACCCUUGUUUGCAAAAUGGCAUAUUCUCCUUUGCGAUUCAACUGUUUAUUUAAUAUCAGCACCAUGUUUUGUAUUGUUUUCUUUUCUUUUUAGAACAAGCUUCAAGUUCAUUCAUGUGAAUAGAAAUGGAUAGCUCAAUAGUUUGUCCCAAUAAAAGGCACUUGAGCUGUGAA
This is a messenger RNA of Electrophorus electricus (electric eel), 2042 nucleotides long. It is a transcript of the gene cct8, whose product is annotated as chaperonin containing TCP1, subunit 8 (theta). NCBI's taxonomy places the organism in Eukaryota, Metazoa, Chordata, Actinopteri, Gymnotiformes, Gymnotidae. Gene Ontology annotation, molecular function: ATP-dependent protein folding chaperone; ATP binding; ATP hydrolysis activity. The record is from RefSeq and is a predicted model, not a curated record. Gene Ontology annotation, biological process: protein folding.